Messenger RNA from Gongylonema pulchrum, 342 nucleotides. NCBI's taxonomy places the organism in Eukaryota, Metazoa, Nematoda, Chromadorea, Rhabditida, Gongylonematidae. The record is from the annotation of a GenBank genome assembly.
AUGCCGCGAUCUACAUUUUACCAGGUCGCUGAUGAAGUGGGAGCGGAAUACAACCCGUACAGUGGGCUUUAUGAAUUUGACUGCUCGGUUCUGGAAAGCGACCGAUUGCCAUCUCUAGAAUUCACCAUCGGUGGCAAGCAAUACCUCGUCACUUCGCACAACUAUGUUCUUAAGUUGAGUUUUGGAAAUGAUCAGUAUUCAUGUGUUUUUGGCGCCACACCUAUGGAUGCGAGCGGCUUUGGACCAUCUUUAAUUCUCGGCGAUGUAUUUAUCCGUUCCUUUUGCAACGUAUACGAUGUGGGCCAUAACAGAAUUGGCUUUGCCGACCUGAAAGUUAAUUAG